Dictyostelium purpureum is the source of this 2528-nucleotide messenger RNA. RefSeq lists its product as uncharacterized. Gene Ontology annotation, molecular function: phosphatidylinositol kinase activity; transmembrane signaling receptor activity. Lineage: Eukaryota; Evosea; Eumycetozoa; Dictyosteliales; Dictyosteliaceae. The coding region runs from base 1 to 2454 and encodes 817 amino acids. The transcript is spliced from 4 exons. The record is from RefSeq and is a predicted model, not a curated record. Gene Ontology annotation, biological process: phosphatidylinositol metabolic process; cell surface receptor signaling pathway. Gene Ontology annotation, cellular component: membrane.
AUGGCAACACAUAAUUACUUGUUAAGUGAUUCUCAAGCAGGGUUUACUAAUUUUUUUUUAUCAUCAUCGUCCGCUCAUAAUAGCAGCAGUGAAAGUCCAGAGAUACAUUUAUUAUACAGGGUUUCAGGAUCAUUAGCAUUAUUAUCAUUUAUUGGGGCAUUAUUUGUUAUUAUUACUUUUAUUACUAUUAAAGAUUUAAGAAGGCAUCCAACUCGUAUGAUAUUCUUUUUAUCGGUGUGUGAUGUAAUGUUCAGUUUAAAAUAUUUAAUCACAUCGGUAUUACCACAUUCAGAUAGUUUUCAAGGUAAAAACGGACCAUGCUUUUUACAAGCGGGAUUCCAACAGUUUUUUGGAUUAGCAUCAAUCGGUUGGAGUGGUAUGAUAUCGUUAAAUUUAAUUAUAAGUACGAGCAGACCUUUUGAAAAUACAUCAAGUUAUUCAAAGUUCUAUCAUAUUUGGAUUUGGGGUUUUUCAUUAACAACAACAGCAAUUAUGUUUUCGCAAGGUGUUUCAGUAAUUGGUCCUUCAGGUGAUGGUACAUGUUGGAUUAAAUCAAAUAACAAGCCAUUUCUUUUAUUAUUCUUUAUACCACUAUUGUCAUAUAUUUUAAUCUCUAUAUCAUCGUUAGUAAUAGCUGCAAUCUCAACAAGAAAUGCAUUGGGUUCAACUUCCAGCAGACAUUGGACUGAUCGUAAUCGUAAGAAUAUGCUUUUGCGUAUGUCUACAUAUACUAUGGUUUUCAUUUUUUGUUGGGCUGGUCCAUUGGCUCAUAGAAUUGCUCAGUUUGCAGGCCAUAAAGAUGUUCCAAAUCAUGCCAAUGCUUUAAUGUUUUUAGAUGCUAUUGGUGUCAGUAUUCAAGGUUUUGUGAAUGCUAUUAUUUGGUUAUCAAAUCCAUCAAUUCUUAGAGGCUUCUUGGAUAAUGUAAAAAAAUACUUACCUUUCACACAAAAAUACAUUGGUGAAACCGAAAAUACUCCUUUAAUUAGAUCUCUUCAAGACGAUAGUCAAGAUCCUGCUCAAUUGGCUAGUUACUUAAGAACAAGCAUUUUAACAUGCUCUUUGUGUGGUAUAAAACUUUCAGUUAACGACAAUAUUAUUCAUGCUACAACCGAACCAUUAUUCUCAAAUUCUCCAAUAGUUUAUCAACACUUACCACAUGAAAAAGAUAAUAAAGAUGGUAGCAAUAGUAAUAAUAAUAAUAAUAAUAGUAAUAAUAAUAAUAAUAAUAAUAAUAAUAAUAAUAAUAAUAAUAAUAAUAAUAAUAAUAAUAAUAAUAAUAAUAAUGAUAAUAAUAAUAGUAGUGGAUCACGUGGAUUGAUUAAUUUAAAUUCAAGUAUUGGCAGUGUCAAUGGUAAUGGUAGUGGCAAUUAUAAUAAUAGUGGUAGUGGUGGUUAUAAAAACAGCAAUAGUAAUAAUAAUAGCUCAACAACAUAUUAUCAUCAACAAUCUCAAACCUAUCAAAACUCAAUAUCAUCAAUUAAAGAUUUUAAAGUUUAUACUGAAAAAGAAUUAUUUAGCGAGGCUUAUGAAAGUGGUGGUCAUGUUGGUCAUCAUAAAUUUAAAGAUUAUUGCCCAGUUGUUUUUGCAAAAAUUAGAGCUCUUAAUAAUAUUUCACCAUCAGAUUAUUUAAAAUCAUUCGAAGCAUCUUCAUUCUUUGAAAAUCUCAGCAAUCAAAAAUUCUCCGAAGGUAAAAGUGGUAGUUUUAUGUGUUUUACUCCAGAUAAUAAAUUUUUAAUUAAAACCAUUACAAGACAAGAAUCAAUAUUAUUAAAGAAAAAAAUUUACAAUUUUUAUGAACAUUUUUCAAAAAAUAAAAAUUCAUUUUUAUUAAGAUUUUAUGGUUGUCAUAAGGUUUCAAUGCCAAAUGAUCAUACCAUUUAUUUAGCAGUAAUAUACGAUAUUAAAGGUUCAAGAAUUAAUAGGGGUGGUCAUGAUCCAAACUUUAAAGGAAUGGGUUUAGGUUUAGAUCUAGAUUUUGUAAAUUAUAGAAAAUUAUUAUCAUUACAAGAGUCAGUUAACCCAGAAUCAAUAGUAAAGCAAUUGGAAAAGGAUGCAGCAUUUUUACAAAGUUUAAAUAUUAUGGAUUAUUCAUUAUUAAUUGGUGUAUUACCAAACGAUGAUAAUUUCAAACAAAAAAGAAAAGAAUUUGAAUUAAAUAACUUAAUAAAUAACAAUCAUACAAGUGGCGAUGGUAGCAGUGGCAGUGGUAGUAGUAGUAUAAUCGAUUAUUCAAAGGGUAUCGAAUCAUCAGACUCAAAAGAAAUUUAUUUUAUUGGUGUUAUCGAUAUGUUGCAACUCUACAACUUUAACAAACAAGUAGAACACUUUUUAAAGGUUUACAUUACCCGAAAAGAUGGAAGAGGUAUCUCUGCCGUUAAACCAGGUUUCUAUAAACAAAGAUUCAUGGAUAGAAUGUACGAAAUAUUUGAUACUAAAAAAAAUAAAUUUAUUUAAUAUAAUAUAAUUAUCAACAAAUUUUUAUUUAUGGCUAUCUAAAAAUAUAAUUAAAUUUUUAGGUAGCUAUAAAU